AUGGAAACAACAAAUGGACAUCUACUCGUAGCAUCGAUUUAUAUUCCACCAAAUGCACAACUCCAUCAUGAACUCUUCGAACAUAUAUACAACCUGAAUAACAAUUGUCUUAUACUCGGUGAUCUAAAUGCUGCUCUUCAGACCAUGGGAUCCAAAAGAACGAAUACUAAAGGUCACCAACUACAACAAGUACUCGAUGAAGGUUAUCUUCAAUGCAUAGAUAAUGAUUUAACCACAUAUACAAGAAACAAUUACGAAGAAAAAAUAGAUUGGAUUUUAGCGAGCCAACCUACUAUACUAUGUAUUAACAACAUCGAAACACAAGCACCUCUUGGACUAAAAGAAGAUCAUAAACCAUUAACUUUCAACUUGAACAUGGCUGCUGAUCCAAAACCUUUAUCACCUCGAGUAUCCUUCAAUUUUAUGGCAGCAGAUUGGCAAUUAUAUCGUAACAAAUUGAAUGUUCUUUUGAAUCAAUUGGAUAUGAAAAAAACAAUUACAACUGGUCAACAAAUUGAAAUGUAUGCAACAGCACUUACUGAUUGCAUAGCUGCUGCAACAAAAUCAUCGAUCCCACAAACAAAUACAACAUUGAAACAUUUUAAAAUUUCAAAAGUAACUAAAAAACUCAUCAAACGUAAACAUCAAGCUUACAGACGAUGGAGAAAAACAAAUAAUGAUAUUGACAAAAAUGAAUAUUAUAAUAGUAGAGCACUUUUAGCUAAUGCCUUACGAAAUGAUCGUACUGAAAGAUUUAAUCAAAUUAGGUCAUCAUUGUGUGCAAGCAAGAUGAACUCGUCCAGAAGUGAAACACCUCAAGGAUCACCAUUAUCACCGCUGUUAUAUAUAAUAUAUACCAGUGAUUCAAUGAAUGGUGUUGAUGAACAUACUGAACAUGGCCUUUUUGCUGAUGAUACUGCUUUAUGGACAACAUCCAACACCAUUACUAAUCUCAAACAUCACCUCCAAUCAUCUAGUAAAAAUCGAGCGGAUCUUCAUUUUUCACAGAGAAAAAUUUCUGUUCCGACUCAAUGGGAUACGGAUAUACCAGUGUCACUCCAAUUUUGA
Molecule: messenger RNA, 1068 nt
Organism: Rotaria sp. Silwood1
Lineage: Eukaryota; Metazoa; Rotifera; Eurotatoria; Philodinida; Philodinidae
Source: the annotation of a GenBank genome assembly